This is a messenger RNA of Porites lobata, 2878 nucleotides long. Lineage: Eukaryota; Metazoa; Cnidaria; Anthozoa; Scleractinia; Poritidae. The record is from the annotation of a GenBank genome assembly.
AUGGCAUCCAAGGGACCGGAGUGUUCAAUCUGUUUUGAAGGUUACAAUGACGAAAACAAAUGUCCUCGGAUGCUGAGUUGUGGACACAGCUUCUGCUCGUGUUGCUUGGAAAGGUUACUCCAUGGUAACACUAUUGAUUGUCCCAAAUGCAGAAAUACAUUUGUCGUUCCUUCUGGGGUCCAUGGUCUGCCAACGAAUUUUGCAUUACUGGAAAUCGUGAACGAAACGGUACCCAAACAACAUGCUGAAAAUACAAGUCAUACAGGCUCGCACGAAUGUGAAGCUUGUGACUGCACAAAAAACAUGUGCAAAACCGCAGCUCAGUUUCAUACUCGCAACGGGGCAAGUCGUGACCACCGGGUUGUUACCUUCAAGGAACCGAAAGCAAACCCUCGGCUGGCUUCUGUAACUGUUCUCUGUCCAGAACAUAACGAUCAAUUCUGCUUUUUCGACGAAGAUUGUGGCCGUGUUAUUUGUAGAGACUGUUAUACCCUUGAUCAUAGUGGGCACAAGUGUGUAGUAGUAGCUGAAGCCGCUUCAAAAUACCGACAGGAGAUGGAGGCGCUUGUCACCAAAGCCAGCUGUCAAGUUGAAAAGAUUAAAGUUGCUGAUACUCAAGUGGUGGAAGAAGCUCUUUUAAUGGGUAAAGGUUGUGAAGAACAGCGUGAAAAAAUUCAAGGCUUUUUUAAAGAGGUAUGGCAUAUCUUUGUUUUGGGGGUGAAUGAUCUUGACGCAACAAGAAGUAUUCCUUACCACUUACGAGUUAUGAUCCGAAUUUUCUAUUGCUGAUUAACAGUUUGUGCUAACAAUUAGAUAAAGAAAGAUAAUAAUCUCAACGUGGAAUGCAGAAACCAGUGAUUUGUUAAUAUUUAUCCUGAACUAAGGCCAGUGAACUAGCUAUUUAAGGGUAGGCCGCUCCCGGAUCAUGAUUAUUGAACGUAGUCACUGAACUUACCUCGUAGCUAGCCUCCCACACGGACGUAAGCCCUAAGAACGUACGCGUUAAAGGCUUCCUAGCCUGCGUGCAGACUUCUCCUCUCUCCUUUGCACACAAAUUACGCACUUCGGGACCACAUAUCAACCGUUUUUUACCUGGAUUGUUUGUGUCGAAUAGAUUGGCAGAUAUUACAAAGCGUCUGUUUUCUUUUCUGUUUAUAGCUUCAUUCGGCACUAUCUAACCGAGAGCAAGUUUUGAUGGAUAAGUUGUCCAGUAGAUAUCAACACAAGGUGUCCAUCCUAUCGGAGCAGCAACACCGUUUGCGAUUAAACCAAAGAUUGUUAGAGGACGCACUCCAACGGGCAAAAUCCUCUAUCCAAUCUCCGAGCGAUGUUCAGUUCCUUCUCAGCAGGUCGGAUAUAGUCUCCACGCUCGAGUCCGAAAAAAGCUACUCAAUGGUGCUUGUGCCAGAGGCCCAGUUUUUGCCGGAGUUCACCAAGAACGAAGUAAAAAGAAUGGUGAGAAUUCAAAUUCUUAUUUUAGUUAUCCAUGAAUUAGCCUUGGACCAGAGGCUAACGGUUAUCUUCGGGCACCAUUCUUUUCUCCGAGAUAAAUAGUCUAGCAGAUACUUUUCACAUAGCAGUUGUCAUCUACCCUGGUCCAAGACGUUGUUCUCAGUGAAAAUUUUCUCCGCGCAAGAGAAAACGAGCUGCGAAAAGCGUCGAUCUGGGACCCGGGCAGUUGUCAUUUAUUUCUGUUCUUGCUAUGUUUUAGGCCGUACUUAAGAUAUUCUUUUUCGAAAAACGUGUGAAAUUUUCCGCCUUUCUCUCCAGCUCUACCAAAAGAGCCUGAACUGAGUUAACACAACCACAAACUUCACAACCUCUCCUUCACGAUUGAUGCCUUUUUUGAGAUAUCGGAAACGUCGUCCAAAUUUGGCAACGCUAACUAGUUCUGAAGAAUUUGCCGAGGAUUUGAGCCAAUCAGAAACGGAGAAAUGUUACUCUCCUUUUACACUAUAGUGGAUGCAACGCUCGUUGCUUGUGUCGCAGUCACUCCACACCGCUUGUAUAGACUAUACCAAUGGUUAAGACGAUGCGUGGGCCAGCUUUGCGCACAGUGAUUGGUCGUUGUUACCCAUGAUCUAUUAGAGUACAGACUCUCCAAAACGCUUUUCUCAGUUCACAAAUAUAUUUGUCUACGAACUCAUCUGAUAGCUGCUUUAAAAUCCUUAAUAAAACUGCAAAAGAGACAGAAUAUCAAGUGAUCAUGAUGAAUAUGCGUGCGAAAUAAAUCGUUUAUUAGUAAAUGAGCUUUUCAAAACUGAAUUUGUGAAGAAUGUAGUAUAGGUAAACUCACUGUAACGAUCUCUUUCAGCCUGUUCGCAGACGCCACCCCAACAAUAGUAAAGAGAUAGAGGAGGUUAUCCAGAGCGCAGGCGACAUAAGUGACAUAUCAACCUGUGCAGCAAACACUACUGCAGCUGGUCCGGGAAUAACAACUGCAAACCCUGGAAGGACGGCGAGAUUCACUAUUACUUCUCGCGACAGCGAAAACUUUGAACGCAAGCUCGGUGGCGACGUUUUUGAGGUGAAACUGGAACCAGAGGUGGGAGGAGAUGAAAUAAAGGUAGAAUUGAACGACCAAAAGAAUGGAACUUACUUGGCAGAAUAUAUUGUCGACAAGUUGUGUGGCAAAUUGACAUUGUCGGUAUUCUUGCGAGGUGCACACAUCAAAAACAGUCCUUUUUCUGUUCUAGUUGAACCUAGAAGGGAAGAUAGGCCAGCCCAUAGAUAUCGGCGAGGUGAAUAUUUUAGCGCGAGAAGGCGAGGUAGAUAUGAACGUAGAAAUCGAGACGAGACAACAGGGGACCAGGCGACAUCGUUAAUCGAAGUGCCGUUUGACUAAGCGCGAGGAAGCGACCACGAGAAGAGGAAAGAC